Molecule: messenger RNA, 1950 nt
Organism: Cornus florida
Lineage: Eukaryota; Viridiplantae; Streptophyta; Magnoliopsida; Cornales; Cornaceae
Product: protein DETOXIFICATION 41
Exons: 8
Coding region: 92-1624 (510 amino acids)
Biological process (GO): xenobiotic detoxification by transmembrane export across the plasma membrane
Cellular component (GO): vacuolar membrane
Molecular function (GO): xenobiotic transmembrane transporter activity; antiporter activity
Source: RefSeq, a predicted model, not a curated record
UCAAUUACUAUAUAUACAUAUAUAUAUAUAGUAAGUAUCACACAUACACAUUUAGUGAAGUAGUGCAUUGAUUUAAAUUGGUAGCAAAAAGAUGGGGUCAGUGGAAGAAAAUCACGAUGAAGUGUACCAGACUCUGCUGCUGGGACUGGACUCUCACGCUCAGAUUCCAGGUUUGUCGUCGGCCGCCGUGGAGGAGUUCUUGUCACACAGGCCGGUGGCUCUCCGAUGGUAUCCUCGCCUCGUGGGUUGGGAGUCCAGGCUCCUCUGGCUCCUUUCGGGAGCUUCCAUCAUCGUUUCCAUUUUCAACUACAUGCUCAGCUUUGUCACCCUCAUGUUUACCGGCCAUUUAGGCGCGCUGGAGCUUGCCGGAGCCUCCAUUGCCAGCGUCGGAAUUCAAGGCCUCGCUUAUGGGAUCAUGUUGGGCAUGGCAAGUGCUGUUCAAACUGUGUGUGGGCAGUCAUAUGGAGCCAGAAAAUAUGAGGCAAUGGGUGUGAUUUGCCAGAGAGCAAUUGUGCUCCACAUUGGGGCAGCAAUUCUGAUAAGCUUCCUCUACUGGUAUUCCGGGGCGGCCCUGGAAGCCAUGGGACAAUCAGAGAGCAUAGCAGAGCAAGGCCAAAUUUUCGCUCGCGGUUUGAUCCCUCAACUCUAUGCAUUUGCAAUAAGCUGCCCGCAGCAGAGGUUCCUUCAGGCACAAAACAUUGUCAACCCUCUGGCUUACAUUGCUGUUGGGGUAUUCCUUUUGCACGUUCUUCUCACAUGGGUAGCUGUGUUUGUGUUGAACUAUGGCCUCAUCGGCGCUGCCCUCACACUUAGUCUCUCUUGGUGGCUUCUGGUCCUCAUUCAAGGCCUUUACAUACUCUUCAGUCCGAAUUGCAACCAAACAUGGACCGGUUUCUCUGUUAAAGCAUUUCGAGGGAUUUGGCCGUAUUUCAAGCUAACUGUUGCUUCUGCUGUUAUGUUGUGCUUGGAGAUAUGGUACAGUCAAGGACUUGUGCUUAUAUCAGGCCUUCUAUCAAACCCUACCAUCGCACUGGACUCCAUUUCCAUUUGCAUGAAUUACUUGAACUGGGACAUGCAGUUUAUGUUGGGGCUUGCAGCAGGAACAAGCGUUCGAGUCAGUAAUGAGCUUGGUGCUGGUCAUCCGAUGGUUGCCAAGUUUUCAGUGCUGGUGGUGACCACCACCAGUAUCAUCAUCAGUAUAAUUUUCAGUGCAAUUGUACUAAUAUUCAAGGUUGGAUUGAGCAAACUCUUUACAACUGACACUGAAGUUAUUGAGGCUGUCUCCAAUUUGACCCCACUGCUUGCCAUCUCUGUUUUGUUGAAUGGCAUUCAACCCAUACUAUCAGGUGUUGCCAUUGGGAGUGGAUGGCAAGCUGUAGUGGCAUAUGUUAACCUGGCCACUUACUAUGUUAUUGGUCUCCCCAUUGGAUGUCUUCUUGGCUUCAAAACAAACUUAGGAGUAGCAGGUAUUUGGUGGGGGAUGAUAGUUGGAGUUCUCUUACAAACAGUAACUCUAAUUGUUUUAACUGCAAGAACAAACUGGAAUGCAGAGGUCACAAAAGCCGCUGAACGCUUGAAGCAAUCUGCAAACGAAGAAGCCUUGGACCUUUUGGACAACAUAUGAGGAAAGUCGGGUGUUACAGAACAUACCAUCAUGACAUCUUCUUCUUCAACUUACAGCAAAAGAGAAUUUACUCAAACUAGAAAAUUUUUAAACUCUAAUACUCCGUCUGUAAAAGAUGAAAAGAUGUUUUAUUGCCCAGAGAGAACUGUAUUUUGUUUUCCAUGAAAAGUUUGAACGAUAUCCAUCAAUCCGAACAAAGCUGUACAUGCAAGAUAGGAACAACUUAAGCUAUCAAAAAAAGCGUCAAUACCCCAUAUGUGCAACAGCAUUUUUUACUCAUUUCACAGACAAUGAAAAGUAGGAUUGAUCUAUUUCCAAAUGCUAUA